AGUACUCUAAACUUACUUCCUAUCUCUCUCUAGACCUUUUCUCUUUCUAUAUCUUGCAACAUAUACAUACAUCGAUACAUACACAAAAUAAUUAAAACAAACCUACGUAAUCUGGAAUUCCCCUGAAUUUGAUCCUCCAACUCGAUUUUCGAAUCCCUAAUCUCACACUGAAGCUCCUGUCUCCGGUACUCGAAUCUUCUAUUUUUCUCCUUCUUCCCCGAAUUCUUCGCUCCCCAGUUCGUGAUUUAAGUUACCCCUGUGAAAAACCCUAGCUUUUUGCUUUCUUGCUCCUUUGAACCCUAGUUUAAAUCUUCAACUCCUAGAGCGUCGCAAUCGGAACUCAUUGUGCGUAGGGUUUCGGUUAAUUUUAGGAUUUCUGUCUUUGUUUAUCAGAUUGGCCAGCACAUAUUUCGUUGCUGUUCGAUGCUGGUGGCAGCAUGCAGAUGAUUGUUGGAAGAGAUGCAAAGGUAUCAUGCUGGCAGCUGCACUAGUGCAGUCAAUAACAGUGCAAUCACUGGGAUACAAGCAAGGGAUACAUCCCGUGCUGACCCAUCUGCUGUGUCUCCAAACUUCUCAUUGAAUUCAAGACGGUCUUCACAGCUGACACCAUACAAAUUGAGGUGUGAUAAGGAACCGCUGAAUGCCCGACUUGGGCCACCUGACUUCCACCCGCAGACUCCAACUUGCCCUGAGGAGACACUCACCCGGGAUUAUGUGCAAUCUGGUUACAGAGAGACUGUUGAAGGACUUGAGGAAGCUCGAGAGGUUUCGUUAUCACAGGUUCAGGCUUUCACAAAGCCCAUAAUUGUCAAGUGCAAAGAGGCAAUCAGAAAAUGUCAUAGAGCUAUAAAUGAGUCCCGUGCCCAAAAACGGAAGGCGGGCCAAGUUUAUGAAGUGCCACUUUCUGGUGCGCUAUUGGCCAAGCCUGGUAUAUUCCCUGAGCAAAGACCAUGUGGAGAAGACUUCAGGAAGAAAUGGAUUGAGGGUUUAUCCCAACCGCAUAAGAGAUUGAGAUCAUUGGCCGACCAUGUACCUCAUGGUUAUAGGAGGAGAUCUCUUUUUGAAGUUCUAAUUAGAAAUAAUGUUCCGUUGUUAAGAGCAACGUGGUUCAUCAAAGUAACUUAUCUUAAUCAGGUUCGUGCGACUUCUUCUAAUUCAUCAUCUGGGUUUCAUGAUAAAACUCAAUUUUCACGUUCAGAACAGUGGACGAAAGAUGUUAUUGAGUACUUGCAAUAUCUGUUGGAUGAAUUUAUCGCAAGAAACCAUUCUCAUUCGACCUUGCACAUGCGAGAUCGGUCGUCACAAAUGGUUUUUGCUGGUUCAGUGCAGCAAAAAAGCGAUUCAUUUUCAGCUCUCAUGGAUGGAGACGAGCCUUCCCUUUACACUAAAUGGUGGUAUGUGGUGAGGAUAAUUCACUGGCAUCAUGCUGAGGGACUGGUUAUUCCUUCUCUCAUUAUUGAUUGGGUUCUUAAUCAGCUCCAGGAAAAAGAAUUGCGCAGUGUUCUUCAGUUGCUAUUGCCCAUUAUAUAUGGUGUCCUAGACACUGUGGUUUCAUCUCAGACGUAUGUGCGUACUCUGGCUGGGAUAGCUGUUCGAUUCAUUCGAGAGCCAUCUCCUGGUGGUUCUGAUCUUGUUGAUAAUUCUCGGCUUGCAUACACUACCGCUGCUGUUGUUGAGAUGCUUCGGUAUUUGAUACUAGCUGUACCUGAUACUUUUGUGGCUUCGGACUGUUUUCCUUUGCCACAUUGUGUAAUAAGUCAUGUGGUAAAUGAUGGAAGCUUCUUAUCCAAAAUGGCUGAGGAUGCUAGGAAGGUGAAGUGUGGACAAAUCGAAGUUGUUGGUGUACCUAGAGAUAGAAAUCAUGAUAUUCAAGCCGAGUCCAUAUCCUUUCAAAGUGUUGUGUCAUCCAUUCAAAAACGUGCAGAGACUCUUUCAAGAGCAGCCAGGCCUAAUCACCCGAGUCAUAAUGUAGCUAAAGCCUUGCAGGUGUUGGACCAAGCUCUCAUGCAUGGAGAUAUUGGACUUUCAUACAACUUGCUCUUAGAAAAUAGUUGGGAUGGAGUGUGUGCUGAACGUUGGAGUGCUGAAGUUAGCCCCUGUUUACUCACAUCGCUUAAGCAUAUUGGUACAGUGACAUCAUCAUUACUUUGUUCGAUCUUUUUCAUUUGUGAGUGGGCAACUUGUGAUUUUAGGGAUUUUCGUACUGCCCCUCCUCAUGGUCUGAAGUUCACUGGUCGAAAAGAUUUCUCUCAGAUAUUUAUAGCAGUACGACUUCUAAAACUGAAGGCGAGCAAUAUACUAAACUUUUACACUUCAAACCAGAAAAAGAAAAAUAUUUCAGAUAUUUUUGAAAGCCCGAGCCCCUUACAUGAUGUUAUUGUAUGUUGGAUUGACCAACAUGAAGUACAUAAUGGGGAAGGUUUCAAACGAUUGCAGCUUCUAAUAAGAGAAUUUAUUCGAUCUGGAAUUUUCAAUCCCCUGGCAUAUGGGAGACAGCUGAUUGUAAGUGGAAUCAUGGAUGCGAAUGGGACCAUGAUUGACUUGGAAAAGCGAAAGAGACAUUACAAGCUCUUGAAGCAGUUGCCGGCUCCCUAUAUUCGUGAUGCUCUAGAAGAAGCCCAGCUUGCUGAACCACCAAUUCUCGGGGAGGCAAUGCAUGUUUACUUAACUGAGCGCCGUUUGGUACUUCAUGGGCUACACAGUAAAUCUGCUCCUGGUGUAAAAAGUGCCUCUAAGAAACAAAGGUAUCAUCAUAGGUCUGGAAGUGAAAGUGCUUCUCCGUCUUCUGUUGAUCAGUGGUACUUUCAAGCAACAUCAAAUUUAUCUACGACAGAUGAUGACGCAGAUAUCAAGCUUGAAGAAUUAAAAGCUUCAAUCGUUGUGUUAUUGCAACUUCCCCACCCAUCAUCGUCGAUAGACGCAGGAGUUGAUGAAUCUCAAGGGAGCAUUAAGAGGCCUGGUGGGGCCUAUAACAGAACAGAUGGCAAUGAAGAAACAUCUGGAUGUGAAGAAUGCAGAAGGGUGAAAAGACAAAAAUUAAGUGAAGAACGAAGCUCAUUGUUACAGUUAAAUCCAGCAGAUGACGAAGAGAUAUGGUGGGUAAGAAAAGGGCUGAAAUAUAUGGAUUCUUUUAAAGCAGACCCUCCUCCUAAGCCUGCCAAGCAGACCUCAAGGGGUAGGCAGAAACCCGUUCGCAAAACUCAAAGUCUUGCACAAUUGGCUGCUGCCCGAAUUGAAGGUAGUCAGGGUGCAUCAACAAGCCAUGUAUGUGAAAGUAGGGUAGGUUGCCCACACCACAGAACUGGUUCUGAUGAUAUCACAAAAUUGGUAGAUGGGACCAGAAAACCAGCCUCUGGAGAUAUCAUUUCAAUUGGAAAACUUUUGAAGCAGAUGCGAUUUGCAGAGAAGAGGACGUUGAUUGUAUGGAUGAUAUCUUUUGUAAAGCAGCUUAUUGAAGAGGCUGAAAAGACUACACCCAAGGUUGGUCAAUAUGGUAGGCCAUACCCCAUUGUGGAUGAUCGAAGAUCCUCACGCUGGAGGCUUGGUGAAGAUGAAUUGUCAGCAAUUUUGUAUAUGAUGGAUGUUUGUAAUGAAUUUGUCUCUGCAAUAAGGUUUCUUCUUUGGUUGUUGCCAAAAAUUCCUAGCAAUCCGGGUUCUGCCGUUCCCAGCCGGAAUAUGAUGAUACUUCCUAGGUUUGCAGAGAACAAUGUCUGUGAUGUAGGGGAGGCAUAUCUUUUAUCAUCAAUUCGCAGUUAUGAGAAUAUAAUUAUUGCAGCUGAUCUUAUUCCUGAAGUGUUGUCUGCCACAAUGCGUCGUGCUGCCAUGUUCUUGGCAUCUAAGGGCCGGCUCUCUGGUUCACCUGCCUUAGUUUAUGCUCGGCACCUCCUGAAGAAGUAUAGCAAUGUACCUAGUGUUGUUGAAUGGGAAAAGACAUUCAAGUCUGCUUGUGAUAAGAGACUUAGUGCUGAAAUUGAAUCUGGUAGAUGUUUAGAAGGGGACUUUGGAUUUACCCUUGGUGUCCCAAAUGGAGUGGAAGAUCUGGAUGAUUAUUUCCGUCAAAAGAUAAAUGGUGUCCGAGUAUCGAGAGUUGGUUUGAGCAUGAAAGAAAUAGUGCACAGACAUGUAGAUGAAGCUUUUCAGUAUUUCUACAACAAAGAUAGAAAGUCUUAUGGACCUGGAACAAAUAAAAGUCUUAGCAUGGAGAAGUUGGAUGAUGGCUAUCAGAUAGCUCAUCAAAUAGUGAUGGGAUUGAUGGAUUGCAUGAGACAAACUGGCGGUGCUGCUCAAGAAGGUGAUCCUUCGUUGGUGUCUUCUGCCAUUGCUGCAAUUGUUAAUAGCGUCGGACAUGUGAUUGCCAGAAUUCCUGAUUUAACUGCUGGCAUUAAUCACUUAAAUGUCUCUUCCCCUUCUGGGUCAUUGCAUUUUGCUCGGUGCAUUUUACGCAUUCAUAUCACUUGCCUCUGUAUAUUGAAGGAAGCACUUGGAGAGCGUCAAAGCCGGGUCUUUGAGGUUGCUCUUGCAACGGAAGCUUCCUCUGCUCUCAUGCAAACUUCUGCCCCUGGUAAGGCCCCUCGCAGUCCUUUUCAGAUGUCACCUGAAUCCCAUGAUUUUAAUGCAAAUUUACCUAAUGAAACUUUAAACCAUCAUAAAGUUAUAGGGAGAGGUGCAAGAAUAACAGCUGCUGUUUCUGCACUUGUCAUUGGGGCAAUUCUCCAGGGAGUUGCUAGCCUGGACAGAAUGGUUGCCCUAUUUAGAUUAAAGGAAGGGCUGGAUCUAAUUCAGUUUGCAAGGAGCCUGAAAUCGAAUGUGAAUGGUAGUGCACGCUCGAUGGGGGUUUUAAAAGUGGAUAAUUUGAUUGAAGUGUCUGUGAACUGGUUUAGGGUGCUCGUAGGGAACUGCAGAACGGUUUCUGAUGGGUUCAUCGUGGAGCUCUUAGGGGAAGCCUCAAUUGUAGCACUCCAUAGAAUGCAGCGGAUGUUAUCUGCAAACUUGGUCUUUUCACCAGCCUAUUCUAUAUUUGCAUUUGUGAUAUGGAAGCCCAUUCUUGAUGCUAGCAUUGUAGUACGUGAAGAUUUCCAUCAAUUGUACCAAUUGCUGACAGUCGCGAUAGGUGAUGCCAUAAGGCACCUGCCUUUUCGUGAGAUUUGUUUCCGGGACACUCGUUGCUUAUAUGAUCUCAUAGCUGUAGACACCCUUGAUUCUGAAUUUGUAUCUUUGCUGGAAUCUAAUGGUUCAGAAAGCAACUUUAAAGCUGCUUCCUUUGUCCCUCUCCGUUCUAGGCUUUUUCUGGACGCCCUCAUUGAUUGUAAAAUGCCAGAAAUCAAACUGGAUGGCAUUAAUCGGAUCUCUGGUCAAGUUGAAUUGAAAAAACAGUGUGGAGAAAAUGUGAAAAAGCUUAUCGGUAAGCUCAUACAUGUUUUGGAUACCCUGCAACCUGCAAAAUUUCACUGGCAGUGGGUUGAGCUCAGGCUUCUCCUAAACGAGCAGGCUGUUAAUGAAAAGAUGAUGGAGAAUGAUAUCUCCUUGACUGACGCUAUAAGAUCUAUAUCUCCUCAUUCUGAUAAAAGUACUGCCUCUGAGAACGAGAGCAACUUUGUUCAAAUUAUACUCACCAGGUUAUUGGUCAGGCCUGAUGCGGCUCCCUUAUUCUCUGAAGCUGUACAUUUAUUGGGGAAGUCGCUUGAGGAUUCAAUGCUAUCACAAGCAAAAUGGUUACUGAGAGGCGCAGAAGUUCUUUAUGGUAAGAAAUCAAUUAGGCAGAAGGUUAUGAAUAUUGCUGCAGAGCUUAAAGAGCUCUCUCUGAAGCCCCAAUACUGGAGGCCAUGGGGAUGGUGUCAUGCUGACCCCAAUCCAGCGACGAAGAAAGGAGACAAAUGGAAAUCUGAAGCUGGUGUCCUUGAAGAAGGAGAAGUUGUUGAGGAAGGCGCCAUCCCUAUCCAGUUUGGAAAAGGAUACGGACCUUCUGAUGUUGAGGGCUUCAUUGUCAGUCAGCAGCAUCUGACUGAGAGAGCUCUUAUUGAACUGAUCCUUCCAUGUGUGGAUCAAGGUUCUGAUGACUUGCGUAAUAAUUUUGCAAGUGAAAUGAUCAAGCAGAUGAGCAACAUUGAGCAACAAAUAAAUGCAAUUACUCGUGGAGUUGGCAAGAUUUCUGUGACCUCAACUCCUGCAAUUGGAAGUCCUGCCAAUAAAAGUGGCAGCCGGAAGAGUGGGAAAACUGGUAGUCCUGGGAUAUCCAGACAAUCAACUGGGUCAGCUGAUACAGUACCACCUUCUCCAGCAGCGUUGCGAGCCUCCAUGACUUUGCGAUUGCAAUUCCUGCUCAGGUUACUUCCUAUUAUUUGUGCAGACAGGGAGCCUUCUGGCCGUAAUAUGAAGCACGCUCUUGCAUCCGUGAUUUUACGUCUCCUUGGAAGCAGGGUUGUGCAUGAAGAUUCCUGUCAUUUUGUUAAUACUGCAUUUGUUUCAUCAAAGAGAGAUGUUGAGUCUCCUAUGGAGGCUUCUAGUGCUGCUACACUUUUAAGCGGGGAAAGUCUAUUUGAUUGUUUAUUGUUAGUUCUGCAUGUGUUGCUCAGCAGCUACCAGCCAAGUUGGUUGAAAAUGAAAUCGGAAUCAAAGCCCAACGAGAGCAACAAGGACUAUGCUGUUUUUGACCGUGAAUUAGCAGAAAGCCUGCAGAAUGACUUGGACCGUAUGCAAUUGCCCGAGACAAUCCGGUGGCGCAUUCAAACUGCAAUGCCGAUUCUUAUUCCAUCUGUUCGGUGUUCAGUCUCUUGCCAGCCUCCGUCAGUAUCACCUACUGCCCUUGCUUGUCUACAUCCCAGCAAUCCAGUAGCUUUGUUAAACCCUAGCAACUCCAACCCGCCUCAGAAGAACCCAGUCUUGCCUGGACGUGCUGCCACAAGUGUGAAAACCAAGUCACAUAUGUCGCAGCAGGAGCUUGACUCAGAGAUUGACCAAUGGACCCUUUUGGAAGAUGGAGCGGGAUCAGGCCAGCUAUCACCCAACUCUGCUGGCAUCGGUGGCAGCGAUCAUGCUAAUUUGAAGGCCUCCAACUUUCUCAAGGGUGCAGUGAGAGUGAGGAGGACAGACCUUACAUAUAUCGGGGCAGUAGACGAGGAUAGCUGAUUUGACUACCGCCUAAAUUGAUGAAUUGUUUCUCAAACGAGUUGCCCCCUGCAAGAAAUCUCUCGUGGUUCUUGCACAUCUUCAGUUGUUUUGACUUCCUCAUCGAGGGAUUGGGGGGUGAUCUAUUGUUGCAUUUGCGGCCAAGGAGGCUGCUCUUAGGCGCAUUCUUUACAGGGGGGCCCUAGGGGUUUGAACAGAAUCUGGAGACAAGCCUUUACUUGGCUUUCACCUGGUAUGUGAUCUGGAGGCCCUGCUCAUUACUAACCCUUUCGUCAUUCUGGAUGGUGCAAUUCAUAGUUGUUGUAUAUAUAGAGAUAUGUUUUUCUUUUUGUUCUUCUGUUUUCGUUUAUUUGAAUCAAUGAGUUGAAUGUAUCAGAAAUGGUCUGUAGCUUCUUCUAGGCUCAGCAAUAUUUUGUUACAAAUUAUCUAAUUAUGAUAUGUGGCAUUUUUGGUCCACCUUAUAA
Molecule: messenger RNA, 7589 nt
Organism: Sesamum indicum (sesame)
Lineage: Eukaryota; Viridiplantae; Streptophyta; Magnoliopsida; Lamiales; Pedaliaceae
Gene: CCT
Product: RNA polymerase II transcription mediator
Biological process (GO): regulation of transcription by RNA polymerase II
Cellular component (GO): mediator complex
Molecular function (GO): transcription coregulator activity
Source: RefSeq, a predicted model, not a curated record